This is a messenger RNA of Dendronephthya gigantea, 1182 nucleotides long. RefSeq lists its product as uncharacterized. The coding region runs from base 1 to 1182 and encodes 393 amino acids. The record is from RefSeq and is a predicted model, not a curated record. NCBI's taxonomy places the organism in Eukaryota, Metazoa, Cnidaria, Anthozoa, Malacalcyonacea, Nephtheidae. The transcript has a single exon.
AUGUCUCUUGGUCAUAUGGUGAAUCAAAUCAGAAAUGAGAACGAUAUUGCAACAUCUAUGGAAGUAAAAAUUUGUGCAUUUAUAGCCGAGCAUAAUUUACCUUUAUCAAUCUCAGAAAGUAUGGUCAGACUUCUUUCCUCAAUGUUUCCAAAUGAUGCUUCCUUGAAGAAAGUCAAACUUGGAAAACAAAAGGCAACCAAUAUUCUGCGUCAAGUUCUCGGCUUUGAUUAUCUUCAGGAUAUGGUAACAUUGUUGCAGUCAAAGAUGUUCAGUAUAAUCAUUGAUGAAGCUACUGAUAAAAGUGCAAAGAAACAACUUGCUAUCAUUGCUGUUUUCUUUGAUUUGGAAAAAUUUGAGUUGCAAUAUUGGCUGGUAGACUUGGUCGAGACAGCUGAUGGAACUGCAAAUGGCAUUUAUUCAAAGAUUAAGGAAACAUUCCAAGGAAUGAAUAUUCCAGUUGUAAACAUAGUGGGCUAUGCUUCAGAUACAACAAACGUCAUGUUCGGACAGAAUCAUUCUGUCUCACAGUUGCUGAAAUCUGAAAUCAGUCAUGUUCAAAUUGUAAAAUGCUCCUGUCAUCUUAUCCACUUGGUAUCAUCACAAGCAGCUUUAAAGCUUCCAAAAAGUGUUGAAGACCUGUGUAGAGAUAUAUAUGCUCAUUUUCACAGGUCUUCAAAAAGACAGGACACUUACAAAGAAUUCCAAGCAUUUUUUGAAAUGGAACCACAUAAGAUGUUAUCUCCAUCACAAACCAGAUGGCUUUCUUUGCAAGAAUGUGUUGCUCGUAUAUUAGAGCAGUAUGAAGCUUUGAAACAUUACUUUGUUCUUGUAGCAAGUGAUGACCCAUCUAAUACCAAUGACCGAAUUCUUGCUUCACUUCGGAAUCGAUUUGUUCAAGCAUACCUAGAAUUUUUAAGUUUUCAACUUGAGAGAUUUAAUGGAUUUAAUCGGUUAUUUCAAAGCGAAUUCCCUCUCCUACACUCUCUUAAACCAGAAGUGGAGAAACUUAUCAAAGAAAUUGCUAGUGAUUUCAUGGAUAUCCCCACUGUGAAAACAAUGCAAGCAGAUCAAAUUGAUCCCACAACACUGAACACCAUGUUCCAUUGCAACAAGUUUACAUUGGCCUUGGAGCCAAAGCUACUAUCCAAGAAAUUGAGCAUGGUGCAACAAAACAGGAUGUAG